AUGGAUUCUGAUUCAUGGACUGAUCGUCUUGCUUCGGCUACGAGGAGAUACCAGCUAGCUUUUCCAUCACGCUCUGAUCCGUUCUUAGGGUUUGAAGAGGUAGAUGGAGAAGAAGAGUUCAGGGAAGAGUUUGCUUGCCCUUUCUGUUCUGACUAUUUUGAUAUUGUGUCUCUCUGUUGCCACAUAGAUGAAGAUCAUCCUAUGGAAGCCAAAAAUGGGGUGUGUCCGGUUUGUGCGGUUAGGGUGGGUGUUGACAUGGUUGCUCAUAUAACGCUUCAGCACAGAAAAUCAAGAAGAGGCGGGCCACAUUCCACGUUAUCAAUCUUGAGGAGAGACUUUCCUGAUGGAAACUUUCAGAGUCUAUUUGGGGGAUCUUCGUGUAUAGUAUCUUCUUCCUCAUCGUCCAAUGUAGCGGCUGAUCCAUUGUUAUCACCGUUCAUUUCGCCAAUUGCUGAUGGGUUCUUCACUUCAGAAUCAUGUAUAUCUGCAGAAACCGAACCUGUCAAGAAAACAUCAAAUCAAAGUUUACCUGAAAGGAAUGAGAAAAAGCCCUCUCUUUCAGCUGAGGAUCACAAGCUGAAGGUGAAAUGGAGCGAGUUUGUUUGUGAGCUAUUGAGCUCUACGAUUCUUGACGACGGCUUAUAA
Arabis nemorensis is the source of this 645-nucleotide messenger RNA. NCBI's taxonomy places the organism in Eukaryota, Viridiplantae, Streptophyta, Magnoliopsida, Brassicales, Brassicaceae. The record is from the annotation of a GenBank genome assembly.